Molecule: messenger RNA, 4110 nt
Organism: Ornithodoros turicata
Lineage: Eukaryota; Metazoa; Arthropoda; Arachnida; Ixodida; Argasidae
Gene: nsl1
Product: KAT8 regulatory NSL complex subunit 1-like
Exons: 9
Coding region: 748-3645 (965 amino acids)
Cellular component (GO): NSL complex
Molecular function (GO): histone acetyltransferase binding
Source: RefSeq, a predicted model, not a curated record
GGUAUGCGCAUUGACGCCAUCCGCCAUGGAGAAAUUUUUGUUGUCUGCAGCCUCGAGAUGGAGGAAAAUGUCCGCCAUUACCAGUUUUCGUUAAUGUUUGUGUUACGAAACUUCAAGUAAAAGUGCAACGCCUGUGCUGUGAUACAGAAAUAGUAAGGAUGCGGUCUUACUCAUUGUGGUGUUUGAUGUAAGGUGCGGUCCACUUGAGGCGCUAUCUGAUGUGGUGUGCUUUGUGCUGUAUGAAGUAGUUCGGAUUCAGGGCUGGACGAAAACCUAACUGCGGUUAAAACGGACGUGUCUGUCACGUGGUUUGCCGCGUUUCUAGACUUUAUUACACUAAUUGGGGAUUGGUCCAAGUUUGAAUGCCUUCCUGGAUAUAUGAUUUCUCCGAUGUGUGCUGAGGAUUAUGUGCGUCCGUUGGUCAUAGAAUGGAAGCGAUCUGGAACGGGUGAGUCUCAAGAGGGGCAACCUCGCUGCUCAGGCGACGGCUUGCUGUGCCGGUGGAACAAUAUUGAAAGACAAACAAGGCGUCCUGCGAUCACGUGGUGUUAUUGUUAAACGCAUCGCUUCACGGCCUUUGUUCUUUUCAUUCAAAAUUUGACCCGUUGGUCACGGGACGAACAAACGGGUUCGCGGGAAGUUUGGCUCCCUCCAAACCUCGGUCGGCGGCGCCAGGUUUCCCGAAAUUGAUCGCGCUGAGGUCGCAGAUCCCCUGGUUGUGGCGCGCGUAUCGAUGGGAUCGCGUGCAUGUUGUCGCCGGUCUCCUUCAGGAUAUGUUGCAUAGCAGCUAUGGCCCCCGCGCUGACGGAAGCGGCUAGCCAGGCAGAAAGUUUCAGCUUGCCCCACUCCCCGGCGUCGUCGACCAUCUGUAAUAGCAACCCGACUUCGCCGCCCACUAACGAGCGUACCGUCUCCAACGGCAGCAGUAAGGACCUGACCCGUCGGUUUCGGGACAAGCACCGCAUACUCUGGGACAGUGUAAACUUCGCGGCUCUCGCCAAUGUGAAGCUCAAACAGCUCCGAGAGGGCUUUCACGACGCUGAUGCUGUCCUCAAAGCCAUGAACGCCAAAGACAACAUGGGCCUCACUAAUGGUAAUGACUCGCUGCACAGUCCCCCUGCCACUCCGACCGUCGUGUCGUCACCUAGUCAACCAUACAAGGAAACCGUUGUACAGUCGCCGGUGACGUUCCCGCCAGAUCGGCCGCAGACACCCUGCACGGAAACCUAUGAGGAACUCGUCGAACGUGCCCGAGCUCGUAAAAGCGUACUCGAGCGACGAUCUGAGCGUCUGCAUAGACGGAUUCGGCGGCUGCAGCUCCGUCAGGCGAUACAACACUGCAACACACAGUUGGGAGGCUUUUUGGAACACCAGCAGAAGUCUCUCGCGAUACCAUGUCUCAUGCCGCAGGCCCAACGCUUAUUACACCGGAAGCUACGAGACGGGGCCGACAUAAAAGCAGAACUGCUGCUACAGAACGAGGAUGUCAAGAACUUGUCUACAGCGGCACUCGUAAGCUUAGUGCGAAAAUUAGAAGAGUCGUCGCAAGGUGCACCAAGUACACCUGCCAGAUUGCCGGAGUUGGAACGGGAGGAGUGCGACCGUGUUUCCGGUACACUACGAACCACGCUGAGCCAUCAAGAGCGGGUUGUUGAUUCCGACGCCACGGCGAGUAGUUCGGGUGGUGAAAGUUGUGACGAAGCUGAUGUGCGAGACACCGUGGAUACCUUUGGAACACCUACUCCGACGACAGAUUCAGCGCCGCGAAGCAAACCAUCAAUCCGGCAAUCUGCAGCUUGGACUUGGGUUCUAGAACGUGCAGCAGUGGCAUCACGCUGGACGUGGCUGCAAGCGCAAGUGGCGGACCUCGAAUUCCGUAUACGACAACAGAACGACAUCUGCCGACAGCUGAGACACGCCAAAGGACGACUUCGACUCGAAGGGGAACCUCAGCUUCCCAAUGAUGUCCUGGCGACGACGAACAAACGACCGUUUGGUCCAGGUUCCCAAGAGAACAUGACCACGACAAAAGUGACGACGCCCACAGCUAACGGCAUGGUUCCCGGUGCUCAGGAUCUACCGGGCUGCAGUCGGACAAGGCCCCUCGUGAAUUUUCGCAAGAGAAAAGUGGUUAGCUCGACUGUGGCGUCGGCCGUGGCGUCAGUGUCGCCGCUCGGCAGGAAGACCGCUCGCCUGGGCGGAGCGUCGUCGACGACGGUACAGUGUGACUGCAGAUCAGUGUCGUCGUGCCAGGCGUCGCCGUGCCCCCUGUGCGCAGGCAGAUACAGUGUUCUGCGGCAGUUGGACCCUGAUGCCAUGCCUCAGCGGGAGCGGGCGGCUCUCCUGGACGCCGGCUUUCACCCCGUGCUCUCCUUCCGGAACGACAUGCCAUUAAACCUGCAUUUUGAAAUGCUGCUGCGAACGGGAGAGCUACAGAAGUUGGCUUUGAAGGCAUCAGCGUCACUGAGGAAGAAAUCGAGGCUGGCACAGGUGUCUGGUUUGGCCAUUGACCAGGCGCGGAAGAAGAGCAGAAAGUUGGCCCACAAUGCAGCCCAAUCACUGUUGUCUUCUGCCAAAAUGCGAAGACAUCACAGUGAAAAGAAACGAGCAUAUCGAAGACACGUGGACAGAGAGGUGCUAGAUGAUGACAGCUCUGACAGCCGUUUUAGGCGUUCGGACACCUAUUCUCUCGUGUCUAUGAAACAUCGGGAGCGCCAGCGUAGCCUUUCUACGGCAUCCAGUGGCAGCUCUAAGGCCGCAUCGCCUGUGCCAUCUCCUGCACCCUGUUCAGGGGAGGGCACAAUAGGUCAGCGGUCGAUACUACAGGAUGUGCUUCGAAGGCGACGAGGGGAGAAUGCAUUUGACAUCAACAAUAUUGUUAUCCCCUACAGCCUGGCGUCUGCCACUCGCGUAGAACGCCUUCCUUACAAAGAAAUCCUUACACCAAAGUGGAGGGAGUUGACUGAAGAGGAAUUGAAUGGCACCCUCCAGGUGGAUCCUCUUGAAUCAAAAGAAGAGGUGGAAGACCUGUCGGACGAAGCUUUUACUGUUCGCCAUAACGUGUGCGAGGAAGAAGAACGCCACAGGUUUGCGGGACUUCUCUCCAAAUCAAAUGCUGUGUCACAGCUCCCACAUCCCAACUCUCAACUCUCCCACCCACCACGUGGAGGGCGCUCUCGGCUGCGUACCCAAGACAGCUGCUCCGAAGUCGUGGACAUUAUGGAAUCUCCAGUCAUGUCACCAGCUGAAGAGGACUGGUACGAGGUAGCCCCCUAUGAGCUGCGCACUUUCCCGCUCUGCGACGAAGAUGUCAGCAGCAUGCUCGAAUCAUCUCCACACCUAAGGCCACCCACACCACCCUCGGAACGGCCUUCGACUCCACCGCCCGGUUCCCCGUCUCCCGCGUCGCCGACUUCGAGUUACCCCCCUCCAGAUUCUCUGUCACAGAGCCUCGCAUCACCAGGUUCCCCACCGCCAGUCACACUGGCCGCUUCGGCGUCACUUCAGUUGACCUCUCAACUUCCAUCCUCUCCGGCGUCCUCUCUGUCGAGUCUCCCUCCAGGAGAAGAUCCAAAUGAUCCAGAGUGGACUGUCGUCAAUUCUGAGAAGAAGCAGAACCUUGUCUUGAAGCUGGCCAAGAGAUAGCCAGUGAUCUGUCGUUUCGAGAACCCUCCCGCGGUGAGGCAACGUUGAGACAACGUUGAAGAAGCACGUAGUGGGGCAUUGUUUUGUGUGAGACAACUUGCAGAGCUGAGGGCAUUUGGUUCAACAUGAUACAGUACCUGUCACCAUGUCUGCUUCUUUGGUGUUGAUCGUAGCGGCCGAUCCUCUUUCGUUUGUUUGUUACAAGCACUGUGAUGCCAUUGGUGUGCAAAGGACAUACAGUAGACUGAGCCUUGCAUUUGACAGUGAUGGACACCUACUCUGACCAGAGUUCUGUGCUGCAAUCUGAACUGACCCGUAUAGGUAGCAGUUGCAGCUGUGCUGCUUCCAUUAACUGGGAGCUGUUGGUAGUGUUGGCAAGAUUUUCUUUGCUUGUUUAUUUGUUGUAUUUUCUUUUUCAUUGUGUGUGUAUGUAAUGUACAUAUAUAAUAUAUAUACACACAUACA